This is a messenger RNA of Rotaria sordida, 219 nucleotides long. Lineage: Eukaryota; Metazoa; Rotifera; Eurotatoria; Philodinida; Philodinidae. The record is from the annotation of a GenBank genome assembly.
AUGACAUUAACUGAUAUUGCUUCACAAGAUGGUUCAUAUGUUCCAUUUAUACUUGAAUAUGAUGAAAAAGAUAUAGAAAAAACAUCGAAUUAUUCAAUACGUGUACGAAUUGUUGCUGAUGGUAAAACACGUUUUAUUACCAGUUCCAAUAUACCUGUGCUUACUAAAGGUUAUGGUGAUAUGGUUGAUAUCAAAGUAGAAAAAAUCGAUUUAAUGUAA